This is a messenger RNA of Labeo rohita (rohu), 3125 nucleotides long. RefSeq names its product Elongation of very long chain fatty acids protein 6-like. Gene Ontology annotation, molecular function: fatty acid elongase activity. Lineage: Eukaryota; Metazoa; Chordata; Actinopteri; Cypriniformes; Cyprinidae. Bases 94 to 903 code for a protein of 269 amino acids. Gene Ontology annotation, biological process: fatty acid elongation, saturated fatty acid; very long-chain fatty acid biosynthetic process; sphingolipid biosynthetic process. Gene Ontology annotation, cellular component: endoplasmic reticulum membrane. The record is from RefSeq and is a predicted model, not a curated record. The transcript has 4 exons.
UGCUCGUUCGUGCCGAUCCCCGAUCCUCUCCGGUUCCUCUCGGAAGCACCUUCAUCACUUCAAGUUCAUCUGCUGAAGAUCUGAACCCUUAAGAUGAAGAUGAACGAGUUCCUUCACGCGUUUGACUUCGAGAGUCAGUUUGACGAUCGCGUCGCGUUUGAAUGGUUUCAGCACAACUGGGGCACAUCGUUUGUUCUGUCGGCCACGUAUGCAGCGGUUAUAUUUCUUGGACGCGUCUUUAUGAAGGACAGGCAGAAGUUGGACUUGCGGACGCCUCUCAUGCUCUGGUCAUUUUGUCUGGCCGUAUUCAGUAUAAUGGGAGCGCUGCGGACGAGCUGGUACAUGUUCAAUAAGGUGACGUCACACGGGCUCCUGGAGUCUGUGUGUGACACGGAGUUCUACAGCGCCCCCGUCAGCAAGUUCUGGGCGUACGCGUUCACUCUGAGUAAAGCGCCUGAACUCGGUGACACGGUGUUCAUCGUCCUGCGUAAGCAGCGUCUGAUCUUCCUGCACUGGUAUCAUCACAUCACCGUCCUGCUCUACACCUGGUACUCGUACAGAGACCGCGUGGCCGGCGGCGGCUGGUUCAUGACCAUGAACUACAUCGUCCACGCGUUCAUGUACAGCUACUACACCAUUAAAGCGGCCGGCAAGCGUGUGCCGCGACCCUUCGCCAUGCUGAUCACGCUCAUGCAGAUCACGCAGAUGAUCGUGGGCUCGAGCGUGCUGCUGCUCGUCUACCGCUGGAAACACGACGUCCACUGCAUCUCCACCAUGCACAACAUCGUCUACGGCUCUGUCAUGUACCUCAGCUACCUGCUGCUCUUCUCCAUCUUCUUCUAUCAGACCUACCUCAAACGCUCGGGAGACGGAGAAGACAAGAAGAGAGUGAAACGAGAGUGAGAAGAGCUCAAAGCUCUUUAAAAUAUGCAAAACCGUCCAUAAAGUCAUUUAAAAACACUAGUUUACAUGCUCAGAGAUGAAAAUAGAUAUGGCUGUAUCAUAGUGUAAAUGUUAAAGAAGAGCACUGACUGAAUGUCACAAUACCAACUCAGAUGUUACCUCAAAAUAGAAGAAAUUAUAUUUAGGAAAAUAGAGCACUGUCCCUUUAAGGGUUACGUUUUGUUAGUAGUGAUUAUAGUUAAAAGAAGAAAUAAUAAAAGAAGUUUAAAGAAGAAGAAUGAGAUAAGAGAAAAUAAUAAUAAUUAUUAUUAUUAGUUUCAAAUAUAUAUAUAUAUAUAUAUAUUAAAAAAAAACUGUUUGCAAACAAUGCCAUAUAUAUAUAGCAUUUAUUUUUAUUUUUUAUUUGCAUUUUUUAUUUGCAUUUAUACAUAUAUAUAUAUAUAUUUUUUUUUUUUUUUUGUUUUUUUGUGUUUAGUUUUUGCAUAUAUAUUUACUUUUAUUUUUGUUUUUUGCAUUGUUUUGCAUUGUGAAUUUUUUUAUGAAAAUUAAGCACAUUAAACCUCCAUGAGAAAAAUAUAUUUAAAAAAAAAAUAUAUAUAUAUAUAUAUAGAGAGAGAGAGAGAGAAUUUUUUGUUGCAUUUUUUAAACAAAAAAAUUAUAUAUAUAUAUAUACACACACACACACAUUUUUUUUUUUUGGCUUUUUUUCCAUUUAUUUUUAUUAUUUUAUUAUAUAUGUAUUGCAUUUAGUUUUAAUUUUUUUUGCAUGUUUUUAAACUACAUAUAUAUAUUUUUUUUGUUUUGUUUUGGUUUGGUUUUUUUCUUUUUGUGUUUAUUUUUUGCAUUUGUUUUGCAUUUUUUUCUGUUUUCUGCCAUAUAUAUGUGCAUUUUGCAUUUUUUUUUUUUUGCAUUUUUUUGUUGCAUUUUUUGCAUUGUGACAUUUUUUAUGAAAAUUAAGCACAUUAAACCUCCAUGUUGUCAUUAUUGUAAUGUAGAAAAAAAUUAAACAACUAUAUAUUGUUUGAACUGUAAAGCAUUUACAUGACAGUAGUGUUUCUUGUACAGCAUCUAAGUUGUUUAUUUAAAUGAAAAAAUAUUAAAUUACAAUAUUUUUAUAAGGUGUGCAUAACAUAAUUAUUAUGAAAAUAAUGUCACAAAGCAAAAAAAAUGUAUGUUCUUAAAAAAAUGUGUUAAUGUAAUUUAAAAAUGUGAUUUUAUAUGAUUUUGGGUUGAAUUGUGACUUUAAUCAAAUGCUCUGUGAGAUUCGCUCUCUAACGGAAGUCCUUUUAUAAGUGUAUGAGUUAAACGUGUUAAUGUUUACAGGUCUUGUGUGUUGAAACAUUGAUUUUAUCACAGUGAAACAAAGUCGCACAUUCUGCUCUGAUGUCUGUCAUGAUUAAGCCAUUGUCAUUCAUUAUUAACAUUGUCAAGUUGAGUUGUUACAGAUAUGAGAGAUGAAAAUGCUUCAAAACAACAAAAAGUCAAGCUGAAGCUGCUGAAUAUUACAGUAUAUUCAUAGAAACGACAUUUAAUUUGCACAAAAUCUCACUGCGAAUGCAGACAUGUAAGAAAUAUUUUAAAAGGAUUUGCUUAAAAAGCACUUUAUAGAGUUGAAUAUCCAAAACUAUCGGUCCACUUGCAGGUUUUUGCAAUAUAUUCUACUGUAAAACACAUGUUUAAGAUUUAGUGUGUUAUAUUUCAGCACUUCUGUGUCCUAUACUGUAAAUAUGUAGUAGUGAUUAUAGCACUUCAGCGUGUCAGAACGAUCUGUAUGUACUCUAUACAGACUUGGUAUUGUGUUUGUGGUUGUCGAGGCCUGUCGGGAGGUUUAAAGUCGUCUUUCUGGUUAUUCAACACACAGUACAGUUUGAGCUGAUCUGGUUGAUUGUCAGAGCAGGUCGAUUUAUCAGCAUUUGUGUUUCUAUAGAGGCAGUAAUGCUGAAACACCUGCUCAGGUGAAUGAAUGUGUUUACAGGUGUGUUUGAGACUCUUGAACAGAGAACAGAGACUCAUUAUCAGCCUUUAUUCAUCCUGUUCGAUAGUUUAUCUGUUGUUCUACAUCUUUUCGAUCGUUAGAAAUACUGAACAUCAUUUGAGUGACUUUCUCUCACACUUUAUUUUUAUGUAAACAGUUCAUCCAAUGUUGAGUUUCCUGAACUUCUGUUUACACAAGGAACGUUCUGAAGAAUGUGUUUAUUAAUAAUAAACACCUAAUGAAUGUA